Messenger RNA from Metarhizium brunneum ARSEF 3297, 495 nucleotides. RefSeq lists its product as uncharacterized. Gene Ontology annotation, biological process: pyruvate import into mitochondria. NCBI's taxonomy places the organism in Eukaryota, Fungi, Ascomycota, Sordariomycetes, Hypocreales, Clavicipitaceae. Gene Ontology annotation, molecular function: pyruvate transmembrane transporter activity. Gene Ontology annotation, cellular component: mitochondrial inner membrane. The record is from RefSeq and is a predicted model, not a curated record.
AUGCGCGCCUCGCGCCCGGCCCUCCGACAGGGCGCCUUUUCCGCACAGGCAUCCCAGGCCUUCCGCGCCCAGCGAUUCCGCUUCCGCGAGAGCAGCAAGAGGUGGCAGAGCACGGCCGACGGCGCCCAGCAGCAGCACCAGAGCUGGUUCAAGCGCGCCUGGGAGAGCGAGGUCGGCGUCAAGACGGUGCACUUCUGGGCUCCCGUCAUGAAGUGGGCUCUCGUGCUCGCCGGCAUCUCCGACUUUGCCCGCCCUGCUGAAAAGCUCUCCUUCACGCAGAACUUUGCCCUGACGUGCACUGGUCUGAUCUGGACCCGGUGGUGCUUGAUCAUCAAGCCCAAGAACUACCUCCUUGCUGCCGUCAACUUCUUCCUCGGUCUCGUCGGUAUCGUCCAAGUCUCCCGCAUCCUCAUGUACGAAUCCGCCAAGAAGAAGGGCCUCGCCGAGGUCGUCGAGGAUGUCAAGAAGGACGUCAAGGACCAGGUCAAAGCCUAA